GUCGCGCAUCCUCUGCCGCUCCAAUUUAAUUUACAUUUGCAACACAGCGAGGUGAUCGGCUAUGGCGACUGCCACUGUGGGUCCGAGCCGCUGUCAACAUACCCUGGACAAAGACCAAGAGCUGUUUCUGAAUCGGCUGUCUGCGAGCGAGAGGAGAAAUAUUUUGAGGAGAUCUUCUAAAGAGAAGAAACGGACAGUGACCGCAGCAGUAUCUCUGGAUCAUUUGCAUCCUCCUGCAAACAUUGUGGCGCAAGGGAACCGGGAAGGCAGUGUAGCGCUACACUCAUGCAAAAGAGUCAACAUUGCGGUUAACGACCAUGCAAACGCUAUUGAAUCUGUAGAUCUGACAGGGACACGUUCAUCCCCGGCCGCUGCGGAAGUGCUAUUGAAACGGGAUAGCAACAGGGUCCAGACAGACGGGGGGCAGCUUAACCCGAACGGAAUAGUUUGCAAAAGUGGUGCCGGUGCAAAACGUUUGACGCCCUGCACGCAAAACGGACCUAAACCGCAGGUUGUGCCGAACGGUGCUAAAGAACCGGAAUCAGGUUCUGUCAUAAGUGGUCAGCAGAACUUUCAGAGGGGCGCCCGGCGAUCAUCGCAAGUGACGUUACAUCAGGCGCUCGAUUUCAGCGCUCUGAGUGAAGCAAACGGGUUUAGCGCACACAGCAUCAGCAGCAGCAACACUAGCAGUCGUAACAAGAUGCCAAUCUUAACCCAAGGGAGAUCGGGAGUGGUGAAGAUGAUGCGACACGAGCCGCCGCGGAGGGAGGCAUGGUCCAUCUUUGGACAGGAGGACCCGAGAGUGAAGAAGGAGAGGGGAGAGGGGCACUGCUUCAGCCUGACCCCUGUCACUCACGACUGGUGUGAUGCGUGUAAUCGCCAGGUGAGCUGUCAAGCGCUCAGGUGUAAAAACUGCAGCUACACUUGUCAUCAGGAAUGCCGGAGCCUCAUUCAACUGGACUGCAACCAACAGGAGAAACAACUGGAGGAUAAGCCCUCUCCAGGGAGCCCUGUGCUGCAGAGGAGAGCCAAGAAUGUCACACAACCACAGCCCCGACAACCACAACAACAGGAAGAAAAACCAAAGGUCCUUUCAGAGGAGGAGAUCAAGAGGAAGAUAGAGGAGUACAACUCCAAAGUGUCGGACUGCUUUGGAAUGAAACUGGGUGAGGACGGCAUCUACACAGGGUUCAUCAAGGUGAACCUGAAGCUGCGGCGGCCGGUGACCGUCCCGGCAGAGGUGCAUCACACAGCGGACAACCAGACCCCAGGCUUGGACAAGAGGACCUCCUUCUACCUGCCCCUGGACGCGGUCAAGCAGCUGCACAUCAGCAGCACGACGACAGUGAGUGAGGUCAUCCAGGGCCUGCUCAAGAAGUUCAUGGUCAUCGACCACCCCAAGAAAUUUGCACUUUACCGGCAGACGCACCGCGAUGGCCAAGAUCUCUUUCAGAAGCUGCCCGUCUCAGAUCACCCGCUGUUGCUGAGGCUGCUGACUGGCCCUGACGCUGACCUGCUGACUUUCGUACUGAAAGAAAACGAGACGUCGGACGUGGAGUGGCAUGCCUUCUCAGUCCCAGAGCUGCAGAACUUCUUGACGAUACUCGAGAAAGAGGAACGGGACAGGAUCAAGCAGGUGCAAAAGAAAUACGUUUUGUAUCGACAAAAAAUGGAACAGGCUUUAAAAGAGGCAGGAGAUAAGCCUGGAUAAGCGAAAACUAGAGACCAAAAAGAAACCAGAAUAGACGUUCAUUUGAAAACGUUCCACUCAGGACACUUUCGGCCGGUCUUUUUGCGAGGGAAACUGAAGGUAAAAGCCAGAAGAGGUUGGAAGCGUACUUUUAAACGCGCCCACAUGCUGGCAGGACUGUGCCAGUUAGGACCACCCUAGGAUUAUAUACUGAUGGUCUCUGGAUAGACCGUGUACAAUGCUGCUGCUGCUGCUGCUGCUGCUACUGCUACAAGUGCUACUUAGCAUGAGUUUUAUGAUUACGCUGGGUUGUGUUUGCAUGACUUUCUGCCACUGUUGUGCGAUGGGGAGACAGAAGUCUUCUUUUUAAACUAAGAACCAUUUUUAAAGGAUUUUAAUGCUUUGGAUAUCGAUUACAAAAGGCUAUCCUAAAUGGAGCAUGGUAUAUCUGGUAUAGCCAGUAAAAUCCCACUAUUUCCACUGGCUUCCCCAAAUCCCUGAGGCUGAGAAUGGAAAAGGCCAGGAUGACACAAACUGUUAACAAUUAUAUGGUACUCUACUGUAGGUUUGUGAGUCUGUUUCUCCUCCGAUCUUCUGAGGAACUCAAGUUUAAGAAGUAGAAUAAUGUUAAAAAUGUUACAAUUGCAUGAUGUCAUGGUUAUACAUAAUAUUAAGAGGAUGUUGUGGAGUCACAGUAAUUCAGAUUGGACAAAUCCAUGUCAGGUUUGCCUUGCUUAGCUGAGUAGAUCCUUUUGAUCUGUGCUCAAACCAGCUGUGUUUCUUGUGCGAGAUUUGGAGCACUGAACGAGAUUAAAAGGCAUGAUAACCAAAUGAAGUUCAGAUUCCUUAAAUGUUGCUCUCUGUCUAGCACAAAAUAUUGAUCGCUCGACACAAGGCUGGGGGGCCGUGCUUCUUUAAGCACUUAAGCCGUUUCUAGGUUUGGCCACGAGUACGAAGUACUGUGAAUCACAGGAAGAAAAAAGACAACACCAGAAGCACUGCAGUAUUUUACCGCUGCCACAUUUAAGCCGUUCGUGAUUAAACCAAAACCCAAACUGCAUGGGCAUUAUUAGGUUCUGUAAUACCUUCUCUCCCCACCAGAGGGCAGUCUGCAAUACAGUAUUCAAGAAUAACAAUGGAUAUGACCAAGCUGAAGUGACUGUGAAUAUCAACGAGUUAACUGCCGCACUAAUCCAACAUACAAACACUGUUCAUCCAGAGUCAGUGCCUGUAUGUAUUUCAUGCAUACCCCUGGUGCCUAAUUAAAUAUGAUAACAUUUAAACACUGCACUGUGUUCCAUAAUAUAUAAAACAGUACAAGGCUUGUAUAGUGUCUGCCGCUGGCAGCCCUGUUUAGUGACUAGCUAAACAGAUUCUAAUCCACAGCCUUGAGUGGAAACUAGAGUGCUGGGACAAAUUACACAGUAAAGGGAUCUCUCAGGAUAAAAGAAAUCCAAUACCCCCAUCAAGUUACCUUGAAUAAAUGAGAGAAGCACUUGCCCAUACUGUCAUGUAUAAAUAUUACGUUCUGAACAUGAAGUUACGUGAUGACUAACAAGCAGUGUUUGUCCCAGCACUAGUUUUUAUUGAAUUUCAUUUUUUAAGCCCUAUGAUCGUACAACCAGACCAGGAAUUGCCUUUCUACACACUGUCCUGCCUCCCAGUACCACACAGGAAAGGUAUUUAAUUUUAUUUUAUUUUUUUGAUGCUUCUGUGUAUGUUUCAAGUUUGCAAGCUUGGCACGCAAGAGUAACGAAACUGCAGUGUUACGAAGGCUGUGAAUCUGCUUUUAAUGGAGUAAACAUUCUUGUCCUUUCUGUAAACAGCCCUUUGUUUCAUGAAUACUAGUACAUGUUUAGUAUUUUAUCUUUGAACCUGUUUCAAAUGUUCUAUUCAUUUUCAAAUGCAGUAUUAAAAGCACAUGGAUGUACAAAAAAUCAGAAUGCUGUAAAUCAUGUUUAAAGUUAUUUUCCUAAUAGUACAGUACAUGCUUGGGUAGAUGUUUCGUACCCCCUCCUUUUAAGCUGGGCUGCAUUUCUUUCACGGUAAAAAAAUGUGCUUAUUUCACAGCAUUUCAUGGUCUAAAAACAGCACUAGAUAUUUCACAGCAUAUCAUGAUUUAAGCAUAAGCAGAAAAACAAAAUUGUCACAUUUGAUCUUGAUCAUUUCUUCUCGAGUUAUCAACAAAUGUUCUAAAGUUUUUGCAUUCCCGAGAAACAGUAACAGUUUUAUGUCCACCUUUUAAGACAUUUUAUUUUUCAGCAGCAAUUAUCAAACAAAAUAUAAAUACGUGUGAAAAUAAGAACAGAGUUGUGAAAUGUCCCCUUCUUCUACUGGACAGAGCGAGCUUCCUUCAGCAGAUAUAUUUCUUGUCUUUGAUGCAGCUGGUGUAUUUUUCUUUUAAGACAUUUUAAAGAAAUCGUGCAGUUCUAUGCAGGGGGUGUGUUCAAUCAUUUACCGGAAGCAAACUAAACCAGCUGCCAGGUUCCUAAACGCAGUGUAACGGGAAAUGCAAUCAAUCAGGCAAACGUUUGCUGUAUUUAUUUUUAAGUGCUAAAAAAUAAAAAAAGUAUAUUUACUCUUUCAGAAAUGGGAAUUUUCACAGGAACUACACGGCAAUGGGUAAAUUUCACAAAUAUUGUGAAAUUUGUGAUAACCUUGAAAAAAAUACAGCCUUACUUUUAAGGGUUUACAGCCUUAGUUCUUACUGCAGCCGUGCCUUUUCUGUUUUGUGUUGCUUGGUGUAACUGUACAAAUAAAACUCAUUACAAGCUGUAAAGAAAAAAACAUCAGAUGAAUGUCCAAAUGCAAACCAAAUGCUGUUCUGGGACCUUGACAAACAUGUGUGUAAUUUAUUUUAUGAGCUUAAAAUGUUAAUAUUCUUGUUUUUCUUUGGUUUUACGGGAAAUACUGUAAAA
This is a messenger RNA of Polyodon spathula (Mississippi paddlefish), 4608 nucleotides long. Its product is annotated as ras association domain-containing protein 5-like. The coding region runs from base 62 to 1711 and encodes 549 amino acids. Lineage: Eukaryota; Metazoa; Chordata; Actinopteri; Acipenseriformes; Polyodontidae. Gene Ontology annotation, cellular component: nucleus. The transcript has 6 exons. The record is from RefSeq and is a predicted model, not a curated record. Gene Ontology annotation, biological process: signal transduction.